Molecule: messenger RNA, 5234 nt
Organism: Xiphias gladius (swordfish)
Lineage: Eukaryota; Metazoa; Chordata; Actinopteri; Istiophoriformes; Xiphiidae
Product: hemicentin-1-like
Exons: 21
Coding region: 99-4736 (1545 amino acids)
Biological process (GO): cell adhesion
Molecular function (GO): integrin binding
Source: RefSeq, a predicted model, not a curated record
CUCCUGCAGCUGAAGGCACUGAUCUAAGUCCCCGGACAUACCCUCGACAGAGAUCCAAAAGAUAAACGGUUCGCAUAUGUGUCUCCAUCUCCCUGCAGAUGCAUUUAACUUCAUGGCCAGAUGUCGUCGGUCCAGGAGAGCGCUGCCCGAGAGGAGAAGCUGAGCCGAGCUGGAACAAACGACAGAGGGGACAUUGUUCCGAUCAAAUGAGUAAAAGUGCAUCAUUUGUUCGACUUUUCGUGGGGCUCAUUCUCACUGCGACGGGUGUGCAUGCCUCCUGUCCCAUUGAGUUGAGCCCCCCCAGUGUUGUGGUGAAAUAUGGAGACCCAGUCUCAGUCAACUGCAGCACAUCAGAGAUCCUGUUUGAAGGAAUUGGCUGGGAGGCUACACAAGGCGGCAGAAGUCUAGAGCCGGUCAACCAUUUGACCUGGGCUGUGGAGAACUUAACAGACUGGACCAUCUCUCCCUCAUGCUUCAUAAACGGGUCACCAAAUGGGACAUUUGACCAGUGCUCCAAGACUGCAAAAGUUGUACUUUAUACGUUCCCGGAAAACAUCAGCAUCAGCUCCAGCACUGGCUCAGACGGUGUGAUGAUAGAAAAGGAGAUAUAUGACUUCAGGUGUCACAUCCACCGUAUAGCACCUGUGCAACAUCUCAAUGUCAGAUGGUACAAAGGAAAUAAUUUAAUUUCUACAAACAUCUUUAAUACUACCAGUAAAAAACCAUUGGAUAGGGUAUCUGUCUACAGAUUUACACCUACUAAACAAGACAACGGAGUCACAUUCAGAUGCGAGGCACAUCUGGACCUGGGGCCAGAAGGGUCACAAUUUCAUGCAGUCUCACAAGAUUUUAACAUCACAGUUAACUACCCACCAUCAGAGAUUACUGGGCUUGAAGACUCUGAAGUUGAGGUUGGUUCUGCUGUGUGGCUGAAAUGCUCCUCCACUGGUUUCCCACAACCAAAGUAUUCCUGGGAUUAUUACCUGGCUGACAACGUGACGGAGGAAAAUGAAGAUGGAAUGUCCCUUCUGCUCAUCCACAAUGCUAAUGCACACAACACGGGCUCCUACACAUGUCACGCCUCGAAUGAGAGAGGAAAUGUCUCUAAAACAGCCAAAGUCACUGUAAAAGGUGCCAAGCAAAAAUGCCCUAUCGAAAUAACUCCAGAAAGGAUGGUGAUACCGUACCAAGGAACAAGCCGGAAUGCAACAUGCAAAACAACAUCCACCAGCACCAGAAAUGUCAAAGAAAUAUACUGGCAGGAUCUGCAGGGCAUCAAAACUUACAGCGAAAGUUGGCAUGUUGACACCCAUAAAGACUGGGACCCUAGGCCUGUUUGUACUGCAACGUUUGUGGGAAUAGGAGCAUGCCAUAAAACUUUAAACUUCACUCUCUACAAAACACCAGACAGCGUCUUCAUUCAUCCUGUCCAUAACUUGAGCUCAGCGGUAGAAGGUGGAGUGCUCCAACUGCAGUGUGAUAUUGUCAAUGUUGCUCCUGCACGGAACCUCGUCGUGUGGUGGUAUCAAGGGAAUGACACCAACCAACCACUUGGCAAAGGCUCAAUGCGAGUGAUUGGCUGUCUGCCUGAGAACAGCACAAACUGUGACAUCAAUGUAAUCAGAUCUCCGGUUAAUGUGUCGUCUACCGUCAGCAUCAAUCUGAACAGAGGGCACAACGGAGCAGACUUCAGAUGUGAGGCUCAGAUGGACCUGGGACCGGAGGGACCACAGCAUCCUCUAAACAUGAUGUCCAUUCCUUUCAACAUCCCUGUCCACUAUAAACCCAUCAUUAACGCGACAAAGCUUCCAAAGAGAAUCCCAGUGUUCAGAGGUUAUCCCGAGGAGCUCGUUUGUGAAGCUGACGGUCACCCACCUCCAAAGAUCAACUGGCUGUACAGCUCAGACAAAGUGCCCCGUGAGUCGGAAGACACACUCAUCGUGUUUGAAGCAGGCUUCUACAACUGUACUGCCACCAAUGAAGUUGGGUCCGUCUUCCAUGUGGUCGAAGUGAUUUUAAAGGAGGACUACCUGCCCCUCAUAGCUGGAUUUGUGGCAGUCACAGUAGUUGCCAUCUCCGUCGUCUUCCUCUUCAUCUACUCAAUUUACUACAAGAACACCAAGAUGCGCCGCUACAGCCUUAAAAACCCCAAACUCAGCACCCACAAUGGUAACGUAGCUCACAACGGCUGGGACCUGCAGUUUCCUAUGACCAAACUGUCUUAUAUUUUGCAAUUAUCUUGCGAAUGCGCUUUAAGAAUGGGUGGCCCUAAGACUGCUGCAGUUUUAACACACACUAACAGGAAGUGCACUGCUAUAACUGUUGUCAACUCUGAAGCCGCUCCGGCUGAAGUGUCGCCCACGCCCGCCCGCCCCCCCCCCCCCCCCACCCACUCACUCCAAAUCAUCGACGCGCCGUUCACUUCUGGCAGAUGUACUCCAGCGCGUCGCCGGCGUUUUACGAGGGGCACGUUAACGCAUCACAGGACGUCGACUCUCGGGAUAGUCCGCGAAGGGAGUCACCAGGUGAAAACGAAACUACGCGGAGAGCAGGAGGGACCCGGAUUUGAAUGCACCUUCGGCCGAGCGGAGCGUUCAUAUCUUUUAUUUAGUCGCGGGAGUUUUGCCGGUUGGUACGCGGAGGAAAUCAUGCUGUGGCUUUUCUUAUUCAGCGGCGUAAUUGCGUCUGCAGGAAAGCCUGCGAGUGCCUCCUGUCAGGUCGAGCUGAGCCCUCCUAGCGUUGUGGUGAGAUACGGAGACUCCUUAUCAGUCCUCUGCAGCUCAUCAUCCAACCAGACAGAGGGAAUGGGCUGGGAGUCUCCACUGGGUGGUAUAGCAUUUACAACUGGAGUCUCCUUUCUUACCUUAAAAAUAGACUCUGUAAAACACUGGAGCAUAGCUCCUCAAUGCUACAUCAACCUCCUCGAUGGUAGUCAGUGCUUCAAACCCCUGCCAGUCACCGUUUACAAAACGCCGGACAGCGUGUCUUUGUCUGAGCUGGGUCAAAUGGUCCCCUUGGUGGAGGGCAGACUGUACCGCAUGGAGUGUGACAUUGCUAAUGUUGCACCAGCGAGUGGCUUCCAUGUGCAUUGGUACAAAGGAAAUGAGAUGAUCAAACGUGACACAUUUGACGAGUCCAAGCUGUCUCCAGUCAAUAAGACAUCUGUCCUGAAUCUGACCGCCAAGAGAGAUGAUAAUGGAACUCAGAUCUGGUGUGGCGCAAAGCUGCACACUCUGCUAACAGGAACGAAUCUGACCUUGAUGAGAUCAAAGUCACGUGAAGUGAUUGUACUGUACCCACCAACCUUCAACAAGCCUGAAAAUGAGACGGUGGAAGCUCCCGAUGGUAGUAAAAUCAUUUUAAAUUGCACUUCCACAGGAAACCCAUUGCCGGUAUACAGCUGGCAUUUCCCAGAAUCCAUACAACAGAUGAACGAGAAUCACAAUGCGAAUCAACCCAUCUUGACCAGGUCUUUUCAGUCUCCAGGGACCUAUAGCUGCACAGCGUCCAAUACACAGGGCACCAGUACCAAAUAUUUCACCGUCAUCGAAGCUCCACGGAAUCGAACAACCUUUGCAGCCAUAGUUGGAGGAUUUGUGUUCCUGGGAAUCCUAAUCAUCGCUGCUGGUGUAUUGUUUGUGACACCUGAGGGCACAUUUUCUUUGAACAAAGGCAGCUAUCUCAGAGGACGACCUACCUCAGCAGGACCUGUAUCGGGGCCCUUUUGUUCCAACAUAAUUCCCUGCAGAGUUGCCAAGCUUCUCCAAGUUGGAAUUUUCUUUCGCUCGCCCCUUAAUCGACGGCUCAGUGCAGGAAAUAACAUGGGGAACGACUUUCUGCGAUGGAUCCUGACGUUUUGCACGUUUUAUUCCGUGUCAGGUGAAGGUUGCUCCCUAACCCUGAAGCCCUCCAGGGUUGUGGUGGGCUUUGGGGAGCCGGUGUCAGUCAGCUGCGAGGCCGCCCGCCCAGUGCGUGUCCUGGGCUGGGAAUCGGCCAUCAGUGCUGCACACACUCAGCAGGACCUGUCCGUCCAGUGGAAGGUAGACAGUCUCAUUGACUGGAUAGAGGAGCCCAUCUGUUAUGGGGUGUUUUUCACAGCUCCCAGACAGUGUGAGGAGAAGCUCAACCUCGUCCUCUACAAAACCCCAGAUAGCGUCUCCAUCAGGCCUGUGAACCACACUGGCCCCAUGGUGGAAGGAAAAGAGUACCAGCUGCUCUGCGAGGUUCAAAAUGUUGCUCCCGUUCAGUAUCUCACCCUGAGGUGGUACAGAGGGCAGACUGAGGUUUAUAACCACUCUUUCUCUGACCUCACAUCUUCCUCACCUGUCCAAGUGUCCUCUAUCCUCCUCAUCACGCCAACCAAGGCCGAGAAUGGAGCCCAGUACAAGUGUGUAGCAGAGCUGGAGCUCGGACCAGAGGGACCACAACCAGCCCCUACUGUGACCUCGGAGCCUCUUAAUGCCUCUGUGUACUUUCCCCCAAUGUUCCUCAGUCCUGAACCAGAAGUUUUGGACCUUAGAGCGGGUGGUGAAAUCUCCUUAAACUGCACAGCUACAGGAAAUCCCAAACCCAUGUACAGCUGGCAAUCCUCCCAUCCUAUGCAGGAGACGUUUGAGGAUGAAGCAGUUCUUACCUCUUCGUCACUGCUCCCUGGGACGUACACCUGCAUUGCCUCCAAUACACUGGAGAAGAAGAGCAAGCAGUUCAUUGUCAGGGGCAAGACCAAAGGUGUUUGAACCAAGUAAUCUUGAGAUGGGAUCGGAUGACAACAUUGGACAUACAAGGAGAAUUCAACUAAAGGGAUUUUACUGUUGCUGCUUUGGAGGCGGAAAUGGCGCAUUCAUAAUUCAGCAGAUAUUUAUGAAGAUCUUGCUAUCAUCCAGAAUUAGAUCUCAUAAAGAAACAGAGCCAAAUAUACUAUAUUUGGUAACUGGAGAAUUCUCAGUUGUGGUGCCAUUUCAUUUGUCAGUAUUUUAAUAUGAAUGUAUUCUGUGUGGUAGUAUCUUGGUUUAAAAUAUAGUUCACUUUUUAUGCUUUCCAUGUGGUAUCCUGUAUCUAAUUUAUAUUUUUGCUAGACUUAUUUUCCUAUUAAUGAAAUUAUCUUGUAACAUUUGCAAAUGUGUAGCUACACGUAAUCUAGCAAUGAUGACUACAUUGUUGUUAAUGUGUGCUGGAAAUGUAAUUCUGCAACUUUAAUACUAAAUGUUAAAGAUCAGCAGGCCAUUACUGUAAAU